AUGUCCAUGAAAAAUCGUCCUCAAUCGAACGACUAUAUAAAAUCUGCAAAAGGCGUAUCAUUUUCUUAUGCAGCUGGUUUUAAUAGUUUUCAAAAAGGAACUCUCGGAGAUUCAGAUAGUUAUGUAAUGGGAACAUUACAUUUUAAUUAUGGAAAACCUCAGCAAAUUAAGAGUGUUUCCCUUAAUUUUAAAGGUAUUGAAAAAACAACUUGGUAUAAAGCUCAAGCUAGGUCAAAAGCUGUUUACUCGGGUGAACAUACCAUCGUCGAUCUAAUGGAAGAAGUUUGGAAAACUGACAGCACUGAGGGUGGUAUUAUGAAUUUAGAAAUUCCAUUCAAAAUCAAACUUCCUCCUAAUCUACCCGAUACAAUUGAAACCGAGAUUGGAAACAUUGAAUAUAUUAUUCGUGCUGUUAUCACUCGUAAAGGAAGUUUGGUAUUAUCAGCUUCAACUCAAGUUGUUGAAGUUAAAUGCCAUUUAAAAAGAACUUUAAUUUUAAGUGGCUCUGAUAAUGUUCCUUAUAAAUUACGUGGUGAAUCCAGAAGUGGUAUCGAUUAUCUCUUUAGUUUACCUCCGAAAAAAAAUUUUAAUCCUGGAGCUUAUGUUUCUAUCCCUAUGAGAAUUCGUUUCGUAAAACCAGGUGUUAGUGUCGAAAGAAUUGAGAUUGCUUUAAAAACUUGCAUGGAUUUUAGAUGUAGUAUUCCAAGUGAAACACGUCAUGUCAAAGAAGUUGCUACUUCUUUAUUAGUUCCACGUCAAGAUCUUAAAUAUAAUCAACAAUCUUCCGCUGAUUUUGAUGGUGAAUGCACGCAUACUAUUAAUCUAUUUGUUCCGCGUAACGUUCAAUCGACUUAUUCCGGGCGUUAUGUCAGCAUUAAUCAUCAACUUAUUGUAAAGUUUUGUUUAUGGGGUGCUGAUAACGAUUUUCAAGUAGAAGAAAGUAUAAGAGUUACAAAUGUUUUUGAUCAACAACAAAGUAACGGUCAAUCUUCUUCUCAUUCCGAUGUUGCUCCAACUUAUCAAAGAAAUAAAUCUCCCGAAGAACUUAACGAUACAGCCACUGAUGCUUAUAUUACGGAUGAAUAUGACCGUGGAAUUGGAACUGCAAUAUAUUUAAAUCCAAUUGAACAAGCUGAAAAAGGUUCUAUUUAUUCUCAUUCUAGUCGUCCAUCACAAAAUUCGUUAAAAAUUAUUACCGAUCCAGACUCUCAACAAUUACCACCAUCAUAUCCUGAAGUUCCUAAUCCACAUUAUAAAAAUAAAAUAAAUGGUGAAUUAGCACAACAUAAAACUUUAUACAAUUCCUCAUCAGUAGAUGACUUAGCUCUUCUCUCUAAAAAAGCUUAUAGUUCAACAACUAAUCAUAUAAUUAAUAAUUAUACUUCAAAUGAUGAUCAAUUUUAUUCAUAUGGUUAUGAAGAUGAGGAAGACAUAGAUCCUUCCAUGAUAAGCAAUACCGAUAUAUUACUUCAACAAAACAUGCAACGUAAAGCUGGUGUGAUUUUAGCCCCCACACCUCGUAUGCCAACCGGGAAUACCAUCAUGAAUCUUAACGCAAGCGUCAAUAACAGUAGAUAUCCUCCUCCUUACGGUCCUCCUCCAUCUGGUCAACCAGUUGUUUAUACUCAAUUGCCACCACAAAAUUCUUCAAGAAAACAACAUCAUCCACCUCCAACAAGACCCCCAGUUACUGCUCCACCAUAUUAUCAAGGUGGACAGAAUCAAAUAAUUGAUGAAAGUGCUUAUUAUAUAAAUUAA
Dentiscutata erythropus is the source of this 1758-nucleotide messenger RNA. NCBI's taxonomy places the organism in Eukaryota, Fungi, Glomeromycota, Glomeromycetes, Diversisporales, Gigasporaceae. The record is from the annotation of a GenBank genome assembly.